Messenger RNA from Chara braunii, 1846 nucleotides. NCBI's taxonomy places the organism in Eukaryota, Viridiplantae, Streptophyta, Charophyceae, Charales, Characeae. The record is from the annotation of a GenBank genome assembly.
UAUGGUGGGGUAGGGGGCAGAGGGGAGAAGCAGCGACUGGCCAAGCAGGAGAUCUAUUUUGGGGAGGUUUAUUUCAGGAUAUGAACUGUGGAUCUGCUCAACAGUGGUUCCUAACUUCCUACAUGUGUGUACACGAGUCAGCCACAGGGUUCAGUAGCGUGGGUGUAUGUUCUGAAUUGUCGUUUUGUGCGGUUUGGGUUUUGCUGCACCUCGUGAAGGACAUCGAUUGUGUGCAUGGAGCAGCAGUGAUGGAGCUGAUGAGGGGAGUGAGGACACAUCUGUCAGAGCUUGUGGGUGCCUUUGGUGGCCAAGACCUUGCACCUAUGAGUCUUGGGCUGAGCCAUUCUCUAUCGCGGUACAGGUUGAAGUUCAGCCCAGACAAGGUGGACACGAUGAUUGUUCAGGCAAUUGGGUUGUUGGACGAGCUUGACAAAGAGCUGAACACAUACGCAAUGCGGGUGAGGGAAUGGUAUGGAUGGUACUUUCCCGAACUGACGAGAAUAAUUACGGAUAACAUUGAGUAUGCCAAGGCCAUCAAGCUUAUUGGCACAAGGGACAAUGCCGCAUCGCUGGACUUCUCAGGGGUUAUUGCACUUGCGGACUACCGGGCGCAGCUGUUUGAGUACCUUCGCAGUCGAAUGAGUGCUAUCGCACCGAAUUUGACGAUUCUUGUGGGGGAGCUGGUGGGGGCGAGGUUGAUUGCGCAUGCAGGGAGCUUGACAGGUCUUGCUAAAUAUCCAGCAAGUACAGUUCAAAUUUUAGGUGCAGAGAAGGCAUUAUUCCGAGCGCUGAAGACGAAGCAUGAGACGCCCAAAUAUGGGUUGACUUAUCAUGCGUCUUUGGUGGGGCAGGCAGCUCCCAAGUGCAAAGGGAAAAUUUCAAGAGUUCUUGCUGCAAAAUGUGCACUUUCUGCAAGGGUGGAUGCUUUUGGAGAGUCUGAAGAAGGGGCGAUCGGCUUUGACAGCAGGUUAAAGGUCGAAGCAAGGGUUCGGCAAUGUGAGGGCAAGGCACUGGGUAAGAUAUCUGGAGCUGGAAAAGGAAAGGCAAAGCUGGAGUCCUACAACAAGGAUAGGAAGGCUGAUGCGCCAGCAAUUCUGACAGAUGCUAAGACAAGGCAGACCUACAAUGUUACAGCUGACAUCAAGGUUCCAAGGACUGAGGAGAGAAAGCGAAAGAAGGGUGAAGAGGGGUCUAAUAAGCAAAGGGGUGUUGAGUCUGUUGACAUGGUGGAAGAGGAGGAGCCCCCAAAGAAGAAGAGAAGGAAGGGAGCAGACGGUGGUGAGAACGAGAAGAAGAAGGAAAAGAAGAAAUUUGGUGAGGGAGACAGAGCUGAGGUGGGGAGCAAGGAGGCGGCAGUUGAUGAGAUGGACGAGGAAGAAUGUGGUGUGGAAAAAGAGAGGAAAAUGAGGAGGAAGAAGGAUUUGCCAGACGAAGUGGGCGGAACGGUUGUGCGUAGUGAAGAUGUUGUGAAAGAGAAAACGGCUGUUGAUGACAUUGAGGGUGAUGAGGGUGGUGUGAAGAAGAAGAAGAAGAAGAAGAAGAAGAAGAAGAAGAAGAAGAAGAAGGAGGAGGAAAAGGAGGAGGAAAAGAAGACGACAAGGGUUUUACCAGGCGAAGCGGAGGAAGCGAUUAUGGGUAGUGUAGGUGAUGAUGUGAGUGCUGAAACGACCCGGGAGGUGACCGAUAAGAGCAAAGGAUCAAGGAAGAGGAGUUCACCAGCGGUUGAAGAGAUGGAGGAAGCAGCUAAGAAGCAGAAGAAGAAAAAGAGGAAGAACAAGACCGUGACGGAAAAGGAAGAGGAGGACCAGGAAGAAAAGAGCUGAAGAUAUGGUACAGCUAAAGAUGA